AUGAGAUUGUUCGGUAUACCAGCACUGGCGCUUGCCAGCAGCGUCACCGCCGUCAAAGUUACUGAACACGACAAGCUCGCCGUUCUGGGAUUGGAAAACCUUCAACGUUAUGUAGCGGAGAACGGCUCUCCAGACCCAGGUACAUGUACUCCGGAAACGGCAUCAGUACGAAAAGAGUGGUCAACACUCACGAAGCCUGAGAGGCGGAACUACAUUGACGCUAUCAAGUGUCUACACUCCAAGCCUGGUCUUACACCAGCUUCUGUUGCUCCCGGAGCAAGGAGUCGCUUCGACGACUUUGUCGUGACACACGUUAAGCAGACAUACUCUAUACAUGCAACUGCCAACUUCCUAUCCUGGCACCGCUACUACAUCUGGGCCUACGAGCAACUACUCCGCAACGAAUGUGGCUACAAAGGCUACCUCCCCUACUACAACUGGGCAUGGUGGUACGAAGACCCCGCCUCAUCCCCCCUCUUCGACGGCAGCGACACCAGCAUAUCCAACGGCGGAGACUACGUCCCCGGCCGAAACUACACCUGCGUCGGCGUACCAACCGGCUCACCAGACUGUCCCAUCAAGCUCGAGCCCGGAAGCGGCGGUGGCUGCGUUUCUGGACCCCUGGCGAACUGGACUGUGACUCUCGGACCCAUCGCCACGAAAGUAACGGGUAUCAAACCGAAUCCGCAGGCGGAUGGGCUGGGAUAUAAUCCCAGAUGCAUAAACAGAGAUGUUAAUAAGAAUUCUGCGUAUUUGUCGAGGGAUGAAGUCAUCACUGAGCUUCUCGAGAACAGCGACGAUAUUCUUACUUUCCAGAACCGCAUGCAGGGUGAUUUCCCAAAUGGAUACCUUGGCGUUCACAGCGCUGGUCAUUACACCGUGGGAGGAGAUGCUGGUUCUGACUUUUUCAACUCGCCGGCUGACCCUAUCGAUCGCACGUGGUGGAUUUGGCAAAAUCAGGAUCUCGAGAACAGGAGAAAUGCGGUUGAUGGUACUAUCACGUUCCAGAACGACCCGCCGAGUCGGAAGGGUACAUUGAAUGAUACGUUGACGCUGGGUCCCAUGCUUCAGGAUGCGUUUGAGAAUAUUACGAUUAAGGAUGCGAUGAGUACGCUGGGUGGGCCGUUCUGCUAUAUCUAUGUGUAG
Messenger RNA from Alternaria viburni, 1146 nucleotides. RefSeq lists its product as uncharacterized. Lineage: Eukaryota; Fungi; Ascomycota; Dothideomycetes; Pleosporales; Pleosporaceae. The record is from RefSeq and is a predicted model, not a curated record. Bases 1 to 1146 code for a protein of 381 amino acids. Gene Ontology annotation, molecular function: oxidoreductase activity. The transcript is spliced from 4 exons.